Messenger RNA from Cinclus cinclus, 2379 nucleotides. RefSeq names its product dolichol kinase (gene DOLK). The coding region runs from base 99 to 1670 and encodes 523 amino acids. The record is from RefSeq and is a predicted model, not a curated record. NCBI's taxonomy places the organism in Eukaryota, Metazoa, Chordata, Aves, Passeriformes, Cinclidae. Gene Ontology annotation, biological process: dolichyl monophosphate biosynthetic process. Gene Ontology annotation, cellular component: endoplasmic reticulum membrane. Gene Ontology annotation, molecular function: dolichol kinase activity. The transcript has a single exon.
GAACUGCAGUAGCAUGGAAAGGAAUUCUGCCUAAUGGACGACUGAGCACAUUGGAACUACUGAGAUCCUGCCAGCUUGAGGCAGGUUGGGCUGGAAUCAUGUUAAACAAAGCAGUGCUGGUGGAGUCACUGCUGGUGUUCACCAUGGUGCUGUUGGUGCACGCUGUGGUGUGGGACAGGUUCUCCUGGUGCGCCGUCGCUUUGGCCAUCCAGGCCUUCUACGUGCAGUUCAAAUGGGACCGGCUGCUGCAGCUGGGGGGAGCCGUGUUCCAGUUCCGUGGGGCAGCCAACAGUGGCCUCCUGCCUGCCAGCAUGGUCAUGCCCCUGCUGGGGGUGGUGAUGAAGGAGAGGUGCAGGGCUGCCGGCAUCGUGUACUUCGAGCGCUUUGGCGUCGUCGUGGCUUCCACGGGAAUGCUGCUCGCUCUCUUCCUGUCUGUCUUAGCAGUUGGCAUCACCAAACCUGUGCCAACCAACACUUGCAUCCUCACUGGUAUUGCUGGCAGCGUAAUUAUUUACACCAUGAAACAUUCCUUGACUGUCUCAGAAGUGAUAGAGGUUCUAGAAGUGCUGCUCAUUUUUGUCUACCUCAGUAUGAUCUUGCUGUACUUGUUGCCUCGAUGUUUUACCCCCGGAGAAGCGCUGCUGGUUCUUGGAGGUGUAAGUUUUGUUCUCAAUCAGCUCAUUAAACGCUCACUGAAUGUAAUCGAGGGCAGAGGGGAUCCCAUUGACUUCUUCCUUCUGGUGGCAGUUGUCGGAGUUGUUCUUCUUGGUCUUUUUUUCACUGUGCUCUUCAUUUUCAUGGAUUCGGGCACGUGGAUCUCCUCCAUGUUUUUCCACAUGAUGACAGCAGUGUUAGGCUUAGGGGUCAUCAUGCCUUGGCUGUACCGACUGAUCCAGAGGAACCCUUUGUUUUGGCUGCUCCAGUUUCUGUUUCAGACACAGACAAGACUUUACCUUCUUGUGUAUUGGACUUUCUUGGCUGCCUCAGCAUGUGGUGUGGUUUUCUACCAGAACACCAAGAGAUCAUCUGAAUCUAAAAAACACCAGGCCUCGACUGUAACCAGGAAAUAUUUCCAUUUCAUUGUUGUAGCUACUUAUGUUCCUGGACUAAUUUAUGACCGCCAGCUCCUCUACAUUGCUGCAGUGCUGUGUCUGGCAGUGUUUAUCUUCUUAGAGUACGUUCGGUACUUCAGGAUCAAACCUUUUGGACAAACCCUCAGGCAUCUGCUCUCUCUCUUCUUGGAUGAAAGAGACAGUGGACCUCUCAUCUUGACCCAUAUUUACCUCCUCCUUGGCAUGUCCCUCCCAGUGUGGCUGUUUCCCAGAUCUUGUGCUCCAAAAGGCACCUUGCCCGGGGCAGGAGCGCUGGUCCCCUACUCUGGGGUGUUGGCAGUAGGGGUGGGAGACACCAUUGCCUCUGUUUUUGGCAGUACAAUGGGGGAAAUCAAAUGGCCAGGGACAAAGAAGACCUUUGAAGGGACAAUGACAGCUAUUUUUGCACAGAUCAUUGCUGUGGCUCUCAUUCUGAUCUUUGACAGCAGUGUGAAUCUGAACUCCAGCUAUGCCUGGAUUCUGGCAUCUGUGAGUUUGGUUUCUCUUUUGGAAGCUUACACUACUCAAAUUGAUAAUCUGCUGUUGCCUCUCUACCUCCAGAUCAUGCUUAUGGCAUAGAAGCACUUCCAGGAACAGAGUUUUCUCCCUUCCUAGAGAAAGGUACUAGAAAAUGCACUGUAGUGAAAGCUCAGAGCUGAUCCUUCGGUACAGCAGAGAAAAUUGUUGAGAACAGAAAUGAAAAAGUAGCCAGAUUUAUGUUCUAACAGCAACAAACAUGACUGAAAAAAACAGCACUUGUAUUUAAUAAACAAAUUUAAGUUUCUUCUGGGUGCCCAAAGGAAGCUGAGGAAGAAGAAGAGGUAAGUCAAUUAGAGAGGAAACAAUAAACAAGCAAGUCUCUCAGAUGUUGCUACCUCUGUACUGUACCUUAUUUUCUGUACAGAGUCCUGUGUCUUGUGUUCCAUGUGUGAACUGUCAUUUCUGUAUAAGCAUGAUGUAAAGCAUGUUUGAUAACAAGGGUGGGCACAGGAAGCAGGUACAAGUGUCCAGCUAUGUCCAGUCCUCAUCAGCAAGAGCCAAAAUCACACCACAAUGCACAAACACAACUCUAAAAUCAGCUGGCACAGCUGAGUUAUCCAGGGUGGGUGGUGAAGGUUUGGGAAUAUCAAUCAAUGCUCAUUCCUGACCAUACUCAUAAGAACAAUGAAUAUUUAGCCCUGAAGUUUGCUUCAGCUAGAAAAAUGUUUUAUCUUUCUCAAGAUUUAAUCUCUAAAUUAAUUUGGAAUGAAUAUAGGGGAAGAUUAAGCAAAGUCACAGCUAAAACUAA